AUGGCGCUCCGAAACUAUGUGCAGCGGCGGAACCACAAGGAGCGCAGCCAGCCGGAAAACCGCAAGCGGCUGGGCCUCCUGGAGAAGCACAAGGAUUAUGUAGAGCGUGCGCGUGCGCACCAUAUCAAGCGCGACAAGCUCAAGCGCCUGCGUGAAAAGGCCGCCAACAAGAACGCCGAUGAGUUCUACACCGGCAUGAUUGGCAAAAAGACGCAGCAGGGUGUGCGCGUCGACUCGCGCGGAAACGAGGCGCUGCCGAACGAUGUCGUGGCUUUGCUCAAGACGCAGGACGCGGGAUACCUGCGCAAGCAGCUCGUGUCGGAACGCAAGCGCUACACGGCGCUCGUCGAGCAGAUUGCGCCGCGCGUGCCCGGCAUGCGUGCGGAAUGGCUCGAGCGCAAGCCCGAGUUUGUCACGACGCUGCGCCGCGCUGAGCUGCUGGGCGACGUCGCGACUUCGGCCCCGGCUCAAAAGCCCAAAACGCGGCUGAACAGCUUUGGGAAAAAGACCCUGUGGGUCGACGAUGUGGAUGCCUUGAAAUCGACCGCCAAGGCCCAUCGCGCCAAAGACGAGGCUGCGCCAGUGACGCCUGCCGAAAAGACCGGUGAGCGCCAGCUCGGCAUUCUGAUCCGCGAGCUCGCCACCCGCCAGCGCCGGAUGGACGCCCUGGGCGAGGCCGCACAGAAGCUCGAGACGGUGCGUGCGCUGAUGAGCACGCGCGGCUCGCACGCCGUGCCGAAGAAGCAAGUGCGUGAACUAAAGGACGCCGUAUCCAAGAAUGGUGCGCGUAUUACACCGCAUGGACUGGUCAUCGAUGCGGAUGAGGACGAUGCGCCCCAGUCUACCCAGACUAAGAAACAGUACAAGUGGUCGAACGAGCGGAAGAAGUGA
Messenger RNA from Malassezia japonica, 891 nucleotides. RefSeq lists its product as uncharacterized. The transcript has 2 exons. The record is from RefSeq and is a predicted model, not a curated record. NCBI's taxonomy places the organism in Eukaryota, Fungi, Basidiomycota, Malasseziomycetes, Malasseziales, Malasseziaceae. Bases 1 to 891 code for a protein of 296 amino acids. Gene Ontology annotation, cellular component: small-subunit processome; nucleolus. Gene Ontology annotation, biological process: rRNA processing.